Molecule: messenger RNA, 1236 nt
Organism: Ilex paraguariensis (yerba mate)
Lineage: Eukaryota; Viridiplantae; Streptophyta; Magnoliopsida; Aquifoliales; Aquifoliaceae
Source: the annotation of a GenBank genome assembly
AUAUGUAUAAAUAUAAAUACAUAUACAAAUAUGUAUUGGGUUACAUGACAUAUGUUACUAAUAACAUGUGUAUAUAUAAUUUGGUUUUAGCCGUAAUAAAGCUUCCUCAAUCACUUGCAAACCCAUGGUCUCGUCUUCAAUCCCAAAAUAACUAACCAUGUUUCCGUUUUUCAGUUAUAAGACCUUCUUCUUUCUCCUUCUGUCCUUCCCUGUCUUUCCCGCAAGAACCUUCCCUGACCCUUUAACUGAAUUAACCGUCGAUGUCCGAAACAGCACGUGGCAUGAUUUCGGAAAGUUCCUCGAUGCCGGAAAAGGCAGCGAAGUCACCGGCAUGUCUGAGCUCAAAAAAUACUUCCAGCGAUUUGGGUACCUCCGGCCAACGCCGGAGAUGAAUUUCACCGAUUUUUUUGAUGAAAACUUCGAAUCCGCGGUGACUAUUUACCAGAAAAACCUCGGAUUACCGGUCACCGGAAAACUUGACUCCGAUACCAUGACGCAGAUUGUGUCUCCGAGGUGUGGCGUAAGUGACACGACCCACUCGUUGCAUGUAACAAGGCACUAUGCCUAUUUCUACGGUGAGCCGAGGUGGGUUGGAUCGUCUCCGAUGACGCUAACUUACGCUUUUUCGCCGGAGGACAUGAUCAACUACGUAGCUUUACCGGAGCUAAAAACAGUUUUCCAACGCUCUUUUUCACGGUGGUCAUCGGUUAUUCCGGUGAAUUUCACGGAGGCCAAGAACUACUCAUCAGCGGACAUAAAAAUUGGGUUUUACAGAGGCGAUCACGGCGAUGGAGAGCCGUUCGAUGGGGUUCUGGGAGUGUUAGCACACGCUUUCUCGCCGGAGAACGGGAGGUUCCACUUCGAUGCGGCGGAGACAUGGGCGGUGGAUUUCAAGACACAGAGGUCAAAAGUGGCCGUUGAUUUGGAAUCAGUGGCGACCCAUGAGAUUGGGCAUGUACUUGGGCUGGCUCACUCUUCGGUUAAAGAAGCGGUCAUGUACCCAAGUCUUAGUCCUAGGACAAAGAAAGUGGACCUCAAAAUUGAUGACGUGCAAGGGGUCCAGGCUUUAUAUGGGUCAAACCCGAAUUUCAAGUAUAGUUCUUUGUUGGAGUCUGAUAUUUCUUCAAGUUGGGGGCUUCCAUUGGAGAGAAGAUCAUCAAAGUGGGGCACUUCCUUAGUGAUUGGAGUCUUGAUCUUGUCUUUGUGUUUGUGAUUUGCAUACCUGAUUUUUUUUUC